This is a messenger RNA of Spirometra erinaceieuropaei, 17231 nucleotides long. The record is from the annotation of a GenBank genome assembly. Lineage: Eukaryota; Metazoa; Platyhelminthes; Cestoda; Diphyllobothriidea; Diphyllobothriidae.
AUGGGUGGUGACGGCGGCAGUAUACCCCGUCGUGUCGAACUUGUGCGGAACAAAAAAGAGCAAGAAAAGGCCGAAAGAUCAGCGCUUAACGCUGCGCGAUGGAAGCACUGCGCGCUAAGUGAACAACCACUCCGCCAACCAAUUGUUGCGUGCAAGUUAGGGAGGUAAGACAUAUCCUUCCAUUAAUCUGAGAUGCGUACAGGUUGUACAACAAGGAGGCGAUCAUUGAAAAGUUGCUGGACAGUAACAAAUUCUCUAGUAAAGCGGCAGAUCAUAUAAAGAGGCUUAAAGACGUUCGUGAACUUAAACUAACACCCGAUACUUCCGAAAGUCAGACCUCUACGGGCACCAUUCCUUCCGCGGAAGGAAAAUCUGAAAAAUUUUGCUGUCCUAUUAUGAAUAUUGAAAUGAAUGGAUCCUAUCCUUUUGUUUUCUCUUGGGUCUGCGGUUGUGUUGUUUCGAAGCGUGCGUUGGACGCCGUGAAGGACAGUGCGUGUUUACUUGUAAGUCCCCUGUUUUCUAUGCACUGUCCUGAUUUGUUUUUGUGCUCUUAUUUAUGCUGAAAAAGAAUCUUGUAGUUAUAUCGUCCUUUUGCUAGGACAGAUUGCAAGCAACCUUUCAACACUCCUCUCUUAAGGAUGCAUGCUUUUAAAGUAUGAGGUCUCGUCCAUUGCCGUUUUAUAUUACAGAGCCUCUUCUCUACUCAUGGACAAUACUUAACUGAAUCAGACAAUACGCUGCAUCUUUGCACGGCGCUGUCAUAGUGGCCUUGUUUAGACUUUUCGAGUGGGACUUGGCCAACCGUGUUCAUGGUCACUGAAAUCUUUGACAUCUUUACCAUAACCUGUGCUAACGAGACCAGUUUUUUUGUUUCUCCUUUUAGUUAACCACCGUCACUGUUUCACUACUUACAACUAUUACCCGUAACUACCGUAUAGGGAUUGUUAAGACUGAAAGUUGGAUUGCGGCGGAGUAGGACACAGUUGAGAAUCCUGGUUAUACUGGUUAUGCUGGCAACGUCGUUAUGCCUAUGACACGUCAACAUGGGGCAUCAUCGGGGCCGGCUAGAUCAAGCAUGAUCACAGCCGUACCAAGCAAGCAAGCAAAGGCAAAAUAUGGUAUUUAUGUAUGUUGUACGACACUAAAACGAUUUUGUGUGUAGUGGAUUUUGAGCUGCUAUGGGGACUGUUUUAAUUAUUUAAUUGAAUGGAGUUUUCUGGUGUUUCGUGACGUAUUACACGGCCAAAUUAAAGUAUAGUUGCUCACUGACUCGGUGGCUUGAAUCAGAAGCCGAGUCAAGUGAAUGAACGUUUUAGUUAACUUCACCAACCGGGCGAGUAUGUUAGCUGCCUCGUUGGUAAACUUUGCGAGCAAAAGUUUCAGUCGUUUUUUGUGCUCUCUCUAUCUGAAUUAAUUUUCAUCGCUUGGACCUUUUCGUGGUCACGACAUUUCUCAUUCAACUUUCAGAAGAAUGGUAAUAUUCGCUUAUUCAGAUUCUGUAUGCUCCCGCACCACCGUCGGUUAGCCUAUCAAUGACGUGAAAACGCGCAUUCGGUUUCCAUCGACGUAUACAUGCCUGUCUGGUGGUUUAUUUUACUGGACUCCAAAUGUAUUAUCCGUUCUCGCGGUGCUGCACCAUGACAGUCAGCCGUUGCACUUAAAAAGCAAACUUUGCCCAGGAUUUCCAAUUUCUUAAGUUUUUUAAACAUCCUCCAGUGUUCUCCUUCUAAAUGAACUAUCCCUUACCCUUAGUAGUUCUGAUCGGAGUUAUUACAUUCUCUAUUUUUAGUGCAGCAAAAAAUAUGAACCGAAAGACAUUAUCUUGUUAAAUCCCGAAUCCGAAGAGGAUCAAAAAAUUGCCUUGGAUCGCCUCCGUGCUUCAAAGGAAUCGAGUAAAAAGGUUCGUUUUGUCAUUCAUUUAGUCAGUUUUGUGGGCUAAACCUCCAUGAUAUGGGUCCCAACGAGAUUUCAUGUUGUUACCGGAGAUUGUAAGAAUUAGACUGGAAGCUUGUAUCUUUUCAUUCCGUUUCCAGUUGACCCUUCUAGAGUGGUACGAUUUCUAGUGAAAAAGUAAUCUUUACAUGAUGGGCGUCCAGCGUGUUAUUUUGUGCUUGCUGCAACUAAGGCCAUGCUAGCCGUCCAUAUCUAAUUUUAGACGCAAGUGUUGAGAUCGUAUGUCCGCAAAACUGCAAGAUGACAUUUCGUGUUCAUCGUUGCUUAUCAGUUCGUAACACCUUCGGUCGUCUUUGUUAGCCCCUUAUCCAAGGCGUAUGUUUAAGACGGGUAAUCCGUCCUAUGCGAAUUUUGUGGAGCAACCCACCUCAGUUUGACACGUUGUGCACCAGGGCAAUUGGUGUCUGGUUGAAAGCAAACAACUGAUUCAUCAGCUCGGAUGUUUACUGUUCCGGCUUCAUUAGAUUCGCACAUGCCAUUUGCGACGUAUGCACAGGAGCUUUUAGAUUUCAGCCAACUGUCAUAUCCAUCAUGGGUUUUGCCGCCGCGUCACACCGCAGGCACCUUUCGGUGUUCCGUUACAUGUUAUUGUGCAGUAUGACUUCGGCGAUCGAGUGCUGGAUGCAUUGGGGUCAGGCUUUAUCCCCUGAACUUGUCAUAUUGAUCACUUUGCCUUCGGUUGGUGACAGUCGGUCUUCUGCAUUAUCAGUCACUAAUUAAUCAGCUUUUAACCUGAGAGCGAAACCUUUCGGAACCUCACUUCAAAUUUUAGUUUUGACACCGUCAAGAUGGCUAGUUGAAGCCAUAGAAUUUGAAUACAUAAAAAUACCUGUACAGCAUCUCUGGUCCAUAGUCUGCUGCUUACGGGGUGCUGACUCAAUUCACGGGAGUCUUGCUAACGAGGGCAAUCCAAGGUAAUGAUUGAAGACUCAGCCAACUUCGGAAUAGAUCCUACAGGACCAGUCGGAAUCGACGUGACUGCAAGUAAACCAUGUUGAAGAAAAUCGCGACUCAGAAGAAGCCUGUUCGUUUAACGUUUCGAAUUGUAACUCGAGCCGAUCAUCAGGGACAGUCAAGAUAAGCUGCUAUUUAUAGUACCCAUGUGGUUGCAUGGCACUUACGUUCUAUAAACAUUACACCCCUUGUGCCCCUAUAAUUCUUUUCCCGAUUGCCUCUGAUGGAUUUGAGUGAGGAUCCGCAACUUCUGGCGAAUAAACAUCGCGUUUCAGCAGUCGCCUCAUUUCCUUAUUCUUUUGAGCUACCUUUUGGAAAUAGCCUCCUCGUUUCUGUCGAUGUUGCGACUGUCAGCAACGCGCGGGGAAUUUGUUCGACAGAUCAUAUGUCCACCCAGAGUUUCCGCUUUUAAAUUUCAGCAACAUACCCGGGAACAAACUAAUUUCCAGGCCAGUCUGAGACUGGUCACUCGAGCGAUUCAGCACGGUAAUAUUCGUAGCAGGGAGGCCCCCGAUGCAUAGACCCGCGGUCAUUUUGACAGCUGUUCAUUUGCGAUUAACAGUGGACUUCUAAGCCACGCUUUCUGACCAGGAUGCUGAUGCUGCUGACGAUUGUGUAUCUGUUCCCGGCUCCGGUUUUUUUUAUUGAAGACAGUCGGAAAUAAAUCGUUGGGAGGCUGGGGAGGGGAGGAAACGCCAGACAUGUACUUAUUUGCCCCUUCUAGUUCCCCAACGGCUGCCCGUCUCGCUUGUUCGAGGUUUUUGCCGUAACUUCGGGCUUGUCGGAAACUAACCGCUUGAGAGGGAAGACGAGUGAACGCUUUUACUUCCACAGUGCCGUACUCGAACUUGCGGUAUUUUUGAGAUGCUAUGUGUGCCGUUCAUCGCAUCCUUUUCGUCUGCUUACUCACUUUACUAAAGAGCCCACAUGCAGCCAGAUAUUCUUCAGCUCGCCGCUCGUCUGGUAGUCGUUUGCUGGCCUAACAAACACUCACCCCUGCGUUUGGGGUUCAACAUGCAAACAUAUAUACCAAACCACUUGACAGUGUGGCUCAUAGUCGGUUGGAACCAGCACUUAGGUUUGCCUACGUGUCAAAACCUGCGACCUGCUAUAGUUAUUAUUGGUUAUGGGACCCUUGGGAAGCUUCAUGAUGCGCGUUUCUGGUCACAUUGGACACUGAACAUCCCACGGAAUCCUAACGCGAGUGUCCUCUGCGCAACAACAAUUUAAAACAACCGAGGGCGCAAGAGUCCGACAUGGAGGCUGCAUUUUAAUAACACCAGCCAAGUACCAGAAUUGCCACGUUUUCCAAAAAAGUGUCUCCCUCUUUUUUACAGUCAACUUCGUCUAAAAUCCAAAAGAAGACUUCUGAUGCAGUUGCUGGCGGAAAGCGCACAGCCGACUCCAGUCACCCAGUCCCAGUAAAGAAGGAGAAGAAAGAGGAGGAGCGGCAGGAGGAGCCGUCAAAUCAUCACAACGGAUCUAUACAGGAUGACCCUAACGCGUCAUCGGUCUAUAAGUCGCUGUUUACAACAUCGAAAGAAGCUCUGAAUCAGCCGAAAGCCCAUUGGGUCACGUUUAACCCACUGUAUUUCAGAUGACUUUUGACUUCACUUGUUGCUCACCUGUAAAUAUAUUUCCGCCUUCUUUUGUGCUUAGUAUUGUUCUGCCCCAGUUGCUUCGUCUGAGUUCCGUAAGUUCUAACCUUUAUUACAGAGUUAUGUAAAGCCCAUUACUCCUCUUAGAAGGACAUUAUUAAGGCCUUAUUUCAUACAGUCGUGUUGUAGGCCUUGUUAGCCCAAAACCCGAUUUUACUACAGACAUGAACAUUGGAACAGUUUUUGUUGAAGCCUUGCCGACUUAAAUUGAGGAAGUUGGGAGAUGCAUCAGAUAAACAGUUUGUUGAACUGUGUUCUGAAGACCUGACCCAUCUUGUUCACAACAAGAAUACUGGCACAUCAUUUUUCCUAAUGUUCACUUGUGACCAUUGCCUCGCAGACGCACCACAUUCUGGUACGAACGAAGGUGCGAGUUCCAAGGGACAGUUGGGAAGGGUGCGCGACCUUCUCAUACUCCCCUCUCCUGAGACACGCCUGGUUACGGUCUUGAGCCUGUCAUAGGAAGCCGCUACUUGCGUCUCGUCACUAUCCUACGUUUUUAUGUGCACCGCAACAACUGCAACACUGACGUCGGCACCACGAAGACACACAAGUGCAGUCUUCCAUGACGUCGGCCUCCUUUGCAUAAGCGAAGCUUCGGCCUGGUUAGCCAGAGCGGCUGCGGCACCAUUUAAAUCAGUGUUAUCAGUGAUACCGCCCUUGUAGAGGCGGAGGCGCAUCUCGGCCCCUGCGGCUCGAGCCAUGACAAGUCAAGCGUAGGCGAGUAGCGUCCACAUUGUACUGUGUCAGAGUCCGCGUGGUAGAGCUCGGCGCCGCCGGCGCGCAAGGAGCUCUUACGCUCCAGCAUUCUGUACCCAGUCUCCCCCCCCUUCUUCAGCGAAUAGGCAGUUGUGAACCGUGCAAGCGGCAAUGUCUUCGCAUGUCUGGACACCGGCCUGGCAAGGCUGUUACCCAUAAAAGGAGCUAUAUUACGACAAGGCAAAUGUUGCCUGGUUUGUAGGAGUACGUCACGCGCCACCGUCGCCUUACGAGCCGGGCCUCGCUCAUCGCCUGGAACAUAUUCCCUCAAGUCUCCCUGACAAGGACCUACUGGGUCUGCCUUACGUUUGCGGCAACUUAAGUGUCCAGAGUUCUUCCAGUGGACUGGAUGUCAUGUACACAUACAGACGUUUUUCGCCAGAGAGGAAAUCCGUAGUCUACUGGUAGGUAUACAGUCAAGGCUUUGAGCCUUCAAUCAUUAACAAUGCGCACUGUUUCUACUUUCCGUCUGGGCUGUAAUUGCUCUUGUGCCGGGCACAGGCAAAACACCAGGGUCUAACUUCGUUAUCCGUUAUGGUGGUGUCUGGCUGCUCCGACAGACGUCAGGAGAUGAGGUCAUUCGCGACAUGAUGUCCUAUCUUCCUUGUCUCGUCUGCUUGGGGCCAAAGAACACGAUUGAUAUUUUUGUCAGUAUCAUGAAAGUCAACUCUGGAGACUGGUAAAUACAUGCGAUAUAUGGUCGCCAACGCCAAGUCGUAUACUUUGCUGCGGAGGACUGAGAUGAGCGGGUCGUCACAGUAAAUCCAGCCAUCCAUCAGGUCCCCCACUGGUUUGCCAUUGGUGAUCCCUGUUAGGGCCACCCAGAACGCAGCGCAUCAUUCAUGUCGUCCGGUGUUCACGCGCAGCGGGGACCAUCAAGCCGCAGGCCAGUCUCGUCUAACGAGCUCCCACUCUAAUCAGCGCGCCGUCUGACCGUACACGACCUUCCGGUGCCAACAUCCCUUGAGGGCCUACUCACACUGACGCUCAGAUGACAACCAACGAGAAUACGCGAAUCGGGGAAAGACAUUGUCCUUAAGUAUGAUGCCCUGGACAGAAGGGUUGGACAGUUGAUGUACGCACAACGACUGUCGCAGUAAGGUCGUUCUCUGCCCUUCUGUCGGCUUUCUGUCCCACGAAAGGACUGAUGAAAUACUACUGGGGGAAUGUAACACGUGUGGUAAUGGUGGCUGGCCGGUGUGCUCUUAGAACACGUCGCUGAUGUAGUAUUCAAGUAACCGAGGAACGCAGCACCAAUUGACUGCAUUCUUGUGGGCGAGCACUGGGUAGGUGUGGCCCUUACCUGUCGUCCAAUUCAUGAAGACGCGCCUAGCGGGGGGGGGGUGGGGGGCACAGUUCACACCACGUGAGAAUGGCGCUCUCCGCCUGCGUCUCAAAAGCUUCACGAAAAAGCCCUUUGUUCAUCGACUCUCACACAGUAAAGCAAUCAGCCGCCCUCAUCUGGGCGACAUCGACUGCUGCGCUUUGCUGGAAAAUAGGGGAUGGCUCUUUUUUCCCAGGUGGGUGCUCAGCCACGAGUGCAGAUAUUCCUUCUGCAUUGCCGGCGACUGCUUACUCCGCAGCCAGCCGUCAUCGAAGACUGUGAACGCGUGGGUUAACCCGCAGCUGGACUGACAGCCUCACGUGGCUAUAGUCUUGGCGAGUUAACUGGGCGUUCGUCGCUUCCAAACUCAGGCGACGCUCUAGCGCUAGCUUGGAAGGGGAGUCGACGUGUUCUAGCAGACGGGUCGUAUGCGUAGUGAGAGAGGGGUGGAGAAUAAGCCCCUUUGAGAACGUUUCAGAAAAACACCCCAGUCACCAAAUGCAAGAUGCGAAGCCUAAUCUCAGCUCCGGCGUUUCAGCCGAGAGUGAUGUAACGGGAUGCGGAAGCCACAAUAGGCUAGACUGAGUGACUUCGCAGCAGUCAGGCCAGAGUGAGACACGCGAUCAAGGUCACCAAAAAUCUCUGCAUGUCAUAAAAUGUCGCACCACGUUGUCGACCAGAAAAACGCCAGGAGCAUGCGAAGUAUACGUCUCAAAUAAAAAAUGCCCUCUAUUUGCUGCAGCAAAGAUGACAGCUGAAUAGUCACGCAUAAGUGGGAGAAUGCAAGCAUCUACUUAUCGCCGGAUUAAGGGCUGGAAGAUGUGAUAGGUACGUAGACGUCGAAUGUGAUGUGGUAAUGUAGGCCUCUUGUUAAGGAAGGAUUUGACGUCGGAGGGAGGAGGAUGCGAAAGGGGAGGACGGGGAACACCGAAGUACUGGAAAGAUUGAACUUCGCCAUGGAGGGGAUGCCUAGACCUGACUGAAACCUUUCUUGGGAGGCUGGAGACCAACCUCAUUUUCGGCGGGAUGACCAACAACCAUAUCAACAGCAUACUUAAUGCCUUAGCAGCUGUUAGGUUAUCUCAGAUCAUCGGCAUGCAAAGAACGGAAAGGUGGGGGAAUUGAUUUGCAGUUGACUGACUGGUCAGACUGGGUUUGGAAGAUCAAGAGAUAAUUUAACGGGAAGAGCCUCAUUAAGACUGUUUGUCCGGGCGAAGAUGCAGUUGGGGGCUAUAAAAGGUGCUGUAAGCGCCUCCUCUGUCCUCGGCACACCACGGCUCUCUCCUGUCAUUGCUCACGUCCCCGCAUUCUCCAGCAGAACCACCUACAUUCGAGAUGGAUAGUCUAUUCACGUUGCGCCGUUCAUUCUUGUAUUAUUAUAUCCCUUCUUUUGCCUCUUAAACGGGCCACGCGGUAGAUACGUUGGACCAACACGGGGUUACAUCGAAUUCUGGCAGGCGUUAUCAGGAAUACGCACUCCUAACGAAUUUCGGCAUUCGCAGUGCGGUAGGUCCACACGACAGUCUUACCGUCGAUUUCGACAGCAGGGUUGGAGCAGGGAUGGUGACUUGCUCAGCAUCUGCCACACCCUCCCCUCCUCCCCCGCCUGGGUCUGGUGUCAUGACAGAGUUAAGAAGACGGGAAGCAGGAGAGACUGCGGGUGGCUGACGCGACGAAACCCGCACCUAGGGGCGUACCACUACAUCCCCUCGUAAAUAACAAAUAUUUAACCGGGUUUUUAAACAACAACAAAAAGGGGCGGGGAUGGCACGUAUUCCAAUUGGCGUGACGUCAGCCGACGACUGGGCGUGCCACCGCACCCCAGUGCGAAUUCCCGACAAUACUUGUCGGACUUCGAUCUAGUUCCCGGAUUGGUUCAGCGCAUCUAUCACGUGGCCCGUUCUACGGUUGCAUCUGCGUGUGACGUACCUCAGACGUAGGCUGUCAUGGUAAGGCCUCCAAAAUUUUCCCAUGUAUCCUGUGAUAAGUUGCUUUUUCACUAUGUAGUUAUGCGUGAUUGCUCUAUUCUCUUAAGGUCGACCUCACUCAUAAAUGUUUCAUCUAUUUAAAAACGGCUUUAGCUUGCUGCGCAAACUUGAUUUCAAGGAGCGAUGAUCGUAUUGGGAGCCGUUUUGACGAGACCGCUCAGAAGGAACUGUGCCGUAGAGGCGGAUGGGAAGUCGUUCUCGCAGAGGCAAUUGAAGUUUUGCUAACCAUAUCGCCUCGCCUACAUCAAAAAAGACCGAGCCGACUGUACGCGGCACGCUUUUGCAAGAAAUCAGUGCACACAGCGACAUCAGAGUGGGGUUGGGGCUAGGAGCUAGAGUGACUUUUUGAUAUCGAUUGCAUACCCUCUCAAAACAGCCAUUUAGGUUGUUGAACGAAAAUUAUGAACGCGCGGAACCACUACUCAAAUGCUGUGGGUAGCCUUAUAUGACUAAAUAAACAAUAAAUGCCGGAAAUACUCAAAUCGCUCCCAGCUGCGCGCGAUGAACCAACUGCGCUCAGCUCUAUCGCCAGUUUCUUGGCAGAAUUGUACAGCCAGUUGGUGCAUGGGGAGGUGGGAGGAAGAGAGAAUGAGGCAUGCACUGGGGAUGUUACCCUCACAGCACAUCGGCGCAGUCCAUACAACACUAACUCCGACGCACUAUCAUCUACCGCGACGAGCUAGGAGUCGCGGUUUGGAGAUUGCCAACUGAUAUGAUAAUUUCGUUUUUCUUAGAACUGGGACUCAGGCUGCAAUGGCUCCUUUUGAAUGCGGGCCUUAUGAUACCCUCACUCAUGCCGAGUCGCCAUAACAGUAGCCCGGUGCAUGUGUAUCGCGUGUGGUGCGCGUAGAGAGGCUAUUUAGCUUUGUCUGCCACUACGUCCGGCUACGUGAUUUUCCCAAUGCACACCAGAACCCUGCAACCCCUAUCAUGCUGUCUAUUACUUGAAGGAGGAUGUGGCAAGUCCUGUGCAGCGUAGGAGGGUUGUGUCAGAUGUGAUGUAAAACCCAUGACUGGUACAGUUUAAUUAUCAAUCCGUAGUCGGAUUACCCUGUUUGUCUCGCGUGUGCAUGAUGCACGCCGAUGUUCGCCGUUAGCACCCUUUCACAGCCCUUCCCUGAAGUAGCCCAAAGAGUUGCAACCCCACCGGUAGUCUUGCAGGCAUGACAGAAGCACUCACAGACUCGAAGUGAAUCGUGUAUAAGUUUAUUGUAUUUUUGUAUCCCUUGUAUGUUCUAAUCUCUUUAUAGAUAGUAUUGCGGUUUUAUACCUUCAUACCCCCUUUUAUCACUAUGCAUAUACAUUCGUGUUUAGUGCGGUCUUUAGUGACUCCUUUCAGUGCUUCCUUCGUCAGAAAACGAUCCCAAAUGCUUUGCUUAAUCGCGUAUGUUUUGUACUGAACGUCUUUGGCCGGAGAGUGACCCCCAGCUUUUACUGCCACUCCAGUCUUUUGUUGUCUUUGGGGUCUCAGUAUCGUAGGUUCCAGUUGUACUUGCGAUUUUUAGUGAAAAUCUGCUGUGGAUUUUUUUCGGUUGUUCGACCACCACUCCUGCUGCCGGCUUCAUGUCGCUGCGCAUAAGGCCUUCAGUCGGGCAUACACAGGUGAGGAUAAAGUGUAACAUCUUAGCUGGUCUCGAUUUGGUCUUUUAUCUGGAAAAAUGUGACAGUAGAACACGGACGGACACUUCACGGAUCAUCCUAGACUUCCAAACUGAGUUGAGCACUCGCGCCAGCCCUAAAUAAUGAUCAGACUGGUGUGUACCAUUAUCGUAGUAAGGACGCUCACCGAUCGGGUUGCGAGACUUACGUGUCCCUUUGCGUCGUGGGGUUUAAUGUAAAGUCGUCACAGACAGUCACUUAGCGACCAGAAACAUAUGUAGAUGAAAAUCACAGACGAAGACAAGGGAGGAGACACGAUCGCUGGAACGAGGGCUUCAUCAGCCUGACGCUCCGGAUUCUUAGUUUGAUCCAUUGUCAGGGAAAGAGUCCGAUAAGGGUAGCAAAUUGCCCAGGUAUUGCAGUAUUUAUAGGAUAUGGUUGCUAGGCCGCUACAUGCCUACGUGACAGUUCCCGAGUGCAUUGCUAGUCGACUGACCAGGUGUUGAAGUAUGCAAUUGCUAUACCCUUGUGUGCCGGUCAAGAUUAUUGGUUCCCUCUCUCAUCGCACGCAGUCGAAUUGCUGACUGCCGGAUCUUGUCACUUGUGUGGACUUUGGGCAAUUUGGCUCUUCGACAUUCACAUCAGAAACGCUGAUCAUCCGCGCGCCCUCCUUACUGCUAAUUAUUUUACCUAGGCAAAGUCUCAUUGUCGAAUGUGGAGCGGGGAGAUCGCUGCGCCUUUGGUUGACUGAGGACCGGAAGACCAUGAUUCGGCAGUUCGCGGCUCACGGGGACGUUGCCUCUAGCAUGAAUCUCUCCUUCGUCAAACUGAAGUGUAUGGUUGGGUCCAGUCGAAUGAGUGGUGACUUGGGAGCUGCCGUCUUUCCUCCUCAAUACUGUUGCAUGCUCGGCCGCCCCCGUCCGGAGUAGUCUUCCGGUGUUUCUGACAUGGUUGCUUUGUCUAAAACUGCAACAGGCCCGGUAAACGACUACAGAUUAAAGUGCGACUCCGAAGCGUUAGGCUUAUAGAGCUCUUGUUCCAGCAAUUUUGUCUCCUUUGCGACCACUUCCUGGAACUCGCCUCUUCUCUUUUAUUAUCAAAGACAAAGGAGACUGGAAUAGCCACAUCUGGCCUAAUAGUCGUCAUAAAUCAGCCAUAAUCAACUUUAGGUUCGCAGCACCUGAAAUUUGAACCCGAGAACUUUGUCAUUGAGUUUGUCGAAGGUGCGAUGGUCGACAACUUGGAGGUUCCUAAAUCAGAAGGCAACGAAGAUAAUUAGGCGGACGAAUUUUUUUCUGAGGCCGAGAGUGUACACACAGCAUCGCAAACAGUUGCAUCUGAAGUUCUCGCCAAGCAAAAGUCGGUCAGGAUGCAUGUGCCCGAAGUCCGCUUGGCUGCGGUCAUUUGGUGGGGAGGAGAAUAUCGGUCAGUAUCACGGCGUCGCAAGACGGAGAUUGAGUCAUGCGUGGACGCAACGCUUCUUAUGUGUACUUCGCGAACCGAAGGCGGCAGGGCAAAGUGAUGGCGUGGACGAACAUGAGAGCGGGCAGCCACAAGUCUAGCACUACCCAUGGGCCCCUCCUGAAUAAAUUACUGGUCGCUAUAUGGCUGCCUGUGAAUAAUUUACAUUGAGCCCCAAGGCACAGCGGGAUGAGCAGGUCCCAUAACCCGAUCGGUGAGCGUCCAUACUACGGUAACUGACAUUCCUGAUGACAAUGGACUAGACAAUAGGCUCCCGACUCACUGGCAUUUGCCCUUAGAACAGGCCGCGCCGUAGGUGCAGUGGACCAACACGAGGACUAAAUCAGGAUCCCGCACGUAUUUUUUGGCUGCGCAGCUAUGACAAAUUUAAUACGUGUGGGGUAUAGUGGCACGCCUAAAUACAGGCUAACGUCUCGCUGGCCACCUGCGCCUGGUCGCAUCUCCGGCUUCUGGAGUCCCUCGUGACGUCGGGCUCAAGUAAGUGGAGGAAGAGAGGAUGUGUGGUAGACGCAGAGCAAGUCUGCUUUUACAAUAAACCUCUUUCGCGCGCAAGUCACCGUUCCAAAGUCCGGUCUGCUGGGGAGAACUAACUCCGGUAACUUAACUGACGGUGGACAUUGUCAGAAUCGACGGUCGAACUGAGGGCUCAGUGGCAGAUUGGUGAACUCAAUGCGUAAAGAUGACUGGUUUGAAACCCGGGCGUUGUAAACCUGGGGUCAGGUAUGGCCGGCUGACAACGGCCUGGAACUAAUGCCAUUACCUGCGCUUUCAUCGACCUGGAGGGCAUGGCUGAGCUAGAGCAGCAGCCGGAUUUUUCAGAACAACUAGAGCGUACUAGCCUUCAGGUUAAAGCCAUCCCUCUGUUCGCCACUUCCAACACAAUCUUGUGCGAUGUGUCUCGCGGUUUCUCUCGCACUAUAGUACCAAAGAAGAUGCGAUGAGAUGUCUUCACCAUGUUACACAAUUUUGCCCACCCUGGCAUAUGGGUUACUUAGCGCUUCGUCAGCGAUCGUUUCGUCUGGCCCAGGCCAAACUGCUACCCGCCAGUGGACUCGCCGAUGUUUGAUCUGUAAUGAAGCCAAAAUCGGACGGCACAAUAAGGUUCCAGUUAAGACUUUUCUUCCACCUGCCGCACUUUUUACACAUAUGCACGGGGUCCAGUGCCAGCAACCCGUGAUAUCAAGUAUUCGCUCACAGCUAUUGACCGAUUUAUGCUACGGCCCAUCGCAACUCUGAUAAUUAACAUCGUUGCAGAUACUGUCGCUCGUGCUUUUUUGUAACACAGGAUAUAUUGUUAUGGUGUUCUCACAACUAUUAAAACCGACUAAGGCCAGCAAUUUGAAUAUAAACUUAUAAAGACCCAUACUGACCUCCUCGAUGCUUCCGCAUACACAGGACAGCUUACCACCCCCGUCCAACGGCCUAGUUGAACCUUUCCACCGUCAGCUCAAAACCUCGCUCCGGGCCUAUGAUAACCCCACUCAUUUCAGUGAGCAUCUUUCUUUGACCAUGCUCGAUAUUCGCACCUUGCUAAAACCCGACUUGUGUGCUCCACUGCCGAACUUGUUUACGAGACUACCCUACAGAUUCCUGGCCAUUUCAGAAUUCUUUCGACGGUCGUUGUUGUGGGGCAGUAAGUCAUUUUGAAACAUAACAUGAUGAUAGGGAAUAUGUAAACGUGGGCUGCCUCAGGACGGCAUCCCGAGCCCUCCCUCGAAUGAGUCCUCUGGAAGCUUUUCUCCGCUCUUCCAGCUUCACUCUCUGCUUUUGCUCCACGUUGCAUAUCCCCACUAAAACCGCAUUCACAUCUGUCCCUACUCCCAUAGCGGGGCACACUUAAGGUACUCCACUUCUGCAUUCACAAUCUAACCUGCACGGACCAACCUUUUUUCUCGCAUAAGACAUAAUUUUCCAUUUCACAAACAAGGUAUAAAUCAUACGUUUAAUACGUAAACACGUAUUUUGGCCUCAUUCAGUGUCGCCGUCAGCUUCGACUGGAAGCUCAAUGACUAUAUAUUCUUGCGGCCGGAAACACGUCUACUUAUCGAAAUUGUUUUAAUUCAGUCUACAUUCCGUCAGUUGGUUUUGUAUUAAGCAAACGAAGACCAAUGCAACGUAACAAUCGAGAGGGUCCUGAUACUAGAGAAUUAUGCCUGAAAAACUGCUGGUGAAUAAUGUGGCGAAUGGAAUGGUGCGAAUGAAAACAGCUAAAUGAACGCAGGCAGUUAGGGGCUGGGAGCUUCAUGCUCUGGUAGAAAGCGGAAGGUGUCCGACCUCCAGUCAGGCAUCGUUGUCCGUGAUGUCAUCCAGAAAUGGUCGCUCAUUUUCCCCUGCAGAUUUAGGUCCGAUCAGGUCGGGGAAAUAAUCAACUGAAAAGAGACGGUUGACAGUGAAUUCCCAUCGCAGCUGUCCACACCUCCAUGCUGUCAAAUUGGAGAAAAUCGUGACAGUCGGCUACCAGGCACAGCCAACCUAUGCGUGCUAGGCAAGGUUACAUGUAAUAAGUAGAACGAAAGAAUAGUCAGUUUGAGUCAGUUUAUUAAGAGAAUAAAGCUUCCGCCCUUGAGCUCUCUAUUCCUAUCGAUAAAAAGGAAGAGAAUCGAUUGUUACAUCAGCAAAUCUGAAGGUAUUGCCGUGAGGAAUUUGCGGGUGCAAGAGAUUACUCUUACUGUAUCCACAAUAUCCAAGCAACUAACACGGACUAAUGAUGUUACUUGAAAAAACUCAGUUGGUAUUGUGGUAGUAGUUGGUGGGAAAGAACUAGCGUUUGUGUAUUUGAUGUACGCGAGACCAGUUAUCUUGUUCAGGACCGACAUCUUUUACUAUAUGCAGCGUACAAUUCUCAAAGUCAAAAACCUGAUAAAAUACAUUUGAGUUAAGCAGUUGCUCAAUUGCCUCAUCUUCCUUAUAAUCAUGCGCUAGUUGUAAUAAAAUCAAAUCUUCAGGAAUAUUUGACAAGGAGAAAGGAAGCAGUAGUACCCUUUGAGCUAAAGGCCUUAGGCAUUUGUAUUUUAACUUCCAGGGUUAAGCAUGUAAUUUUAAAUGUAAGUUUUAUUCCUCGAGGUUGUCAUUUCUAAUAGCUGGCGACCUGAAGCCCUUAAUAUAAGGCAAAGUUUCCAUUAACAAGGAAUUUACUUGUUCCUUGCUUGUUUCCCUGUCUACUUUGUUCAUGUCGUGCUUCCGUCCUAUUUCCGUUUUCGUGUUUUUGGAGUUAUAGUCUAAUUCAUAGCUUUUCUUCGGAAUUGUCUCGUGACUUGCACAAGAGAUUUCACUUGUUUGAUAGUAUUCUACAUGUUUUGGAGGUACAUGUAUGCGAAUAACAAAAAAACGUAGGAAGUUGUACAAGUAAAGGUCUGUGAACGUCUAGUCAACCUAUUGACCUUUACGUAGGCCGUUUGAGCUUACUGCGUUAAGUUGUAUGUAAUCAGUGGUAUUUUAAAUCUCGUCUACGUUCGUCAUGAUUCGUACGUAUGAUUUGCCAGUUAGAAUUGGAAAUUGGUUUGAGGAUGAGAUAGAAGAGGAGGUAAUUUAAUAUGAUACUUUUAUCUUUAGGCGUGCCUGAGUCGUACAAAAGAAAAAGAAUCUGAAUUUCGCCGUAUAUGCGAAAUGCUUGAGUCAUUAAUGCAGAAGAGAGACUGUAAAGUUCGUAAUUUGUGCACGCUUUAUCUUAAAAGAAUCUGUCGAAGGAUUCCUGUUUGCAGUUCAACGAACCUUACCUUAUUCAAUGCAACGUCAAUGAUACUCCAAGUAGUGGUGAAGACAUCAUUCGUAGUUUCUGUCUUUCUUUGGGUUGCAUACCAUCCCCAAAUGUUUUCAAAACUGAAGAGGACCUUUACAAUGAGCUAAUUUCCAAUGGGGUUGCUGUAGCCACUAGGACCUUUCAACCGUCUUUCAGGAAUUGUUUUUACAUUAAAAGGUAAUUUAGAAAAAAAUCGUUUAUUUCGUUUCGGUUUUCAUCAUGAAAAUUGGCAGAUUUGGAAAGGCUUUAGGCGGCAAGUCAGCAAUUAAAUUAAACAAAAAUCAACGGACAAUUUAUUGAUUGCUUAGCACAAGUACCGUUGUGAACUAUGGCACUUUAGUAUUUAAGAUACAACCAGGCGGAUUUGAUCAUUGUUCUAAUCAGUGAUUUCGUACAUUCACCGUUUCCUUUAGAUAAUUUUCGUGAAAGUAUUUCAUAUUUUCUGGCUAAAGGACACCUUUUUACAUCCCUAGCAUUGGCGAUUCGACUGCGGUUCGCCGUGUUGUUUAUGGCGAAGCGGUUUAUUUGUGUUUACAACGAGAGGAGACCGAUAAGGAAAAAGCUUUCUUGAACGACAGCGCCAAUGUUAUUGCCAUUGGUAGCAGACCUUCAAUUCUCGGCGAACCCGGGCCAAAGUCUGGUGGAUGUGCAGUGUUUUACGGUAAAAUCCCCAAGAAAACCGAAGUUCCCUUUGUAUUUCAUUGGAAGCUUGAGCACUUUAAUCCCAAAGAACGUCUUGAGUAUGAAGGAACUCCGGUCAAGGUAAUCAAACUCAUCCAAGGAACAUGGUAUCCUGAUUAUCAAGUCGUUUUUCUUAAAAGCCCAUUUAUAUACGUUAAUUGUGGGUUUAAGUAGCAUCCUGAUCCCUAUAAUCUUAAAAAAUCGACAUGGGUAAAAAGACAAAUGAUUAAUUUUCUGUGUUUAAAGGUAAGGAAAUGUAUGACAUGUUAACUGAUAUAGGUAUAAGUUUGAACUUUUUAGUAUCACCCAAUUCUCUAUUAAAAAACUUCACGCUUUUAUUUUUGUAUAUCAAAAAUCCCGGCCAAGCUUCCCCGUGAGUUUUUGGUUUUUCUCCUACCAAGCUUGGGAUUUGUUCAUAAUUACUAUUGAAAUCAGGAGAGGUUUUCAUUUUUUACACAAGAUAAAAUGUUUUGAACAUUUUAAUAAACUUGGAGAAAGUUUGCCUAGGUUCGGCUGUAGAAGAAACAUUUUGGUAGUUUGCACAAUGUCCUCUAUUAACGCAUUGAGCAGAGCAAAUGUUUACAAGUCCAUAGGACAGCAUCACACUUAUCAUUCGUCCGGGUAGAUAUGAAAAAGAACACCGUUUUCCGUUAAUGUUUAGAAAAACAUAAUGGAGGCCACUAAGGAAUCGUCAAAACUGCAUGAGGUUUAACGACAAGCCAGGCUUUAAAACUGCAAAGAAAAGUCACAUGUAUGCAAUACUCUGUGAUUGGGACGCUUUCUGACUCGGACGUCAUUGGAGCAUUGUGCUAAGGUCGAAAUAAGAGUUUUUUUUAUAAUUUUGAGUUAAUCUGAAAGUGUGGGUACUAGUGGUCUGUUGCUCUCAAUUUGUUCGUCCUGCUCUCAUCGUGCUUGAUUUUAUGUUAUAGCAAAUUGCUUGUGAACUUAAACUCGCAAUCCUUAUUAUUUUUUGCAUCAUGUGAGACUCUUAACAUUUUCGGAAACUGCUAUUUUAGGCUGGUGAUAAAGUAAUUAUCAAACAUAUUCAAACGAACCAGGCGCUUUCACUGGAACCCAGUGUUUUGAUAAGGUAA